GAGCGCGUGAAGGAGCAGGAGGGCGAGAGCAUCAAGCAGCAGAAGACGCGCGACACCUACGUGCCGGUGUCCGUCCGCGCCAGCGCCAUGUUCUUCGUGAUCGCGGAUCUCGCCAAGGUGGAGCCCAUGUACCAGUACAGCCUGGAGUGGUUCGUCAACAUCUUCCUGCUCGCGAUCAAGACGGCCGAGAAGCCGGAGAGGAACCUCGGCAGGCGCCUGCAGGCCCUGCAGGACCAGUUCAUCAAGCUGCUCUACGAGAAGGUGUGCGACUCGCUGUUCGCGAAGGACAAAUUGAUGUUGUCCAUGUUGCUGACGUUUAAGUCCAUGGAGGUGGACAAGGAACUCGACGCCGAGGAGAAG
Molecule: messenger RNA, 360 nt
Organism: Prorocentrum cordatum
Lineage: Eukaryota; Dinophyceae; Prorocentrales; Prorocentraceae
Source: the annotation of a GenBank genome assembly